AUGGAUCCAUCAUCAACGUUGAGACGAAGGGCGUGGCUGCACAACCCCAAGAUACCAAUCGUCCUACUUCUUGUCUGCCUCAAGAUCUCACAAAUACAUUCUUCUGCUACGUUCUCUCUGAAGCUUGUCAGCUAUUCUAACGCUGCAAAUCGUGAGUUGGAUGGUGACUGCUGCGAUACAGUAUGGAUUUGCCGUAUUGAUAAGUGUGAUCCAAGAUUUAACCUAUGUUUUCACAGAAUUGGCGGUUCCAACAGCAUGACGGCGUGUGAUCACGGGCGGAUACAGACUGGACUUGUUAGAGAUAACGGACAAUCGUUCACAUUUCCAGCAGUUCUUCCACCAAACAUUGCAAAUCCAAUACGCCGUCAGAUUCCAACUUGGACGGGCGGAAUUCGAGUAAAAAUAGAAAUCUGGGAUGUGGAUCCGAAUGCAGAUGAUAAGAUUGAUUUCUAUGCUAGCAAUAUCAACCUAGCUGCAGCACGUAACGAGGCAUCUGCAACAGCAAGCCGAUACACACUAAGAAGUAACAAGGGUUAUUCCGCGACCAUCAUAGAAGCUAGAGUUUUCUGCGACCCACAUUACUACGGAAGCAACUGCAGAACAUUUUGCCAGCCCACCAACUCUGAUAGAGGACAUUAUUCCUGCAGUCCACAGGGACACAAAAUAUGUCAUUCGGGAUACACAGGAUACAAUUGCAUCAUGGAGAUCGAUGAGUGCGCAUCAAGGCCGUGUCAGCAUGGUGGAACAUGCACGGACAUUUUGAAUGGCUAUACAUGCGACUGUAUAGAUGGCACAUCAGGCUUAAAUUGUGAGAUCGACAUCGACGAGUGCUUGAGUUCACCAUGUCUAAACGGCGGGUCCUGUGAACAUUCAAUUGGCAACUAUUCCUGCUCCUGUUCUGCGGGAUUUAUUGGACGAAACUGCGAGACAAACGCCAAUGAAUGCUCUUCAAACCCUUGUGCUAACGGUGGUAUUUGCCAGGAUGAACUGAACGGGUUUAACUGUGUAUGCGCUGGUGGUUUUCAAGGAACAACCUGUGAGACGAACAUAAACGAAUGUUCCAGCUACCCAUGCAGUUCGGACCAUAUAUGCCUAGAUGGAGUCGAUGGCUAUACGUGUGAAUGUUCGGCUGGGUAUGAAGGAAUCCAUUGCGAAGUCGAGAUAGACGAAUGUGGCAGUGGACCUUGCUUGAAUAACGGUUCAUGCACUGAUGCUGUGAAUAGCUACACCUGCAUGUGUGUGAACGGGUAUAAUGGAUCGGUUUGUGAGAUUGAUGUCGAUGAAUGUGAGAGUAUUCCUUGUCAGAACAACGGAACCUGUUCCGAUUCUAUCGGUAGCUUUGACUGUAGUUGUCCACCGGGUUUUACGGGUAUCAACUGUGAAAUUGAUAUUGAUGAAUGUAGCAGUAAUCCGUGCAACUUGGACCAUACGUGCAUUGACGAAACUAAUGGAUACACAUGUCAAUGCAGUCCUGGUUUUACAGGAAUACAUUGUGAGCUUGACGUUGAUGAUUGUCAAAGUAUGCCUUGCGACAAUAAUGCCACUUGCAUUGAUGGUGUUAACGCGUUUCAGUGCCAAUGCAUGCCUGGAUUUGAAGGUCCCUUAUGCAAUAUUAACACAAAUGAAUGUUUAAGUAAUCCAUGCCAGAAUGAUCAUACUUGUAUCGAUGGAGAUAAUGGUUACACCUGUCAUUGUAUGGCAGGAUUUGCUGGUACUCACUGUGAAAUCAACAUUGAUGAAUGUACAAGUGGACCAUGCCUAAAUAAUGGAUCAUGUGAGGAUCUCGUCAACAACUUUACUUGCCAUUGCGCAUCAGGUUACGACGGUGUAUUUUGUGCAGACAAUAUAGACGAAUGUUUGAGCAACCCGUGUUUCAACAAUGGAACAUGCGAGGAUGUUAUCGCGGGUUACAUGUGCCAUUGUUCUAAUGGAUUUAAUGGUGAACUCUGUCAGCAUGACAUAGACGAAUGUCAAAGCGAGCCUUGCUUACAUCAAGGUUCUUGUGCUGAUGAUGUCAACAGCUAUAGUUGCACAUGUAAAGUUGGGUUUACGGGUGUUGUGUGUGAAGAAAACAUAGACGACUGUCUGGCUUCUUUGUGUUUGAACAACGGAACGUGCAUUGAUGGAAUAGAUUCCUUUACCUGUAGUUGCCCUCCUGGAUUUAAUGGAACUUUGUGUGAAACCAAUGUGGACGAAUGCGAGAGUCGACCAUGCUACAAUAACGGAAGUUGUAUGGAUGGUGAGAACAGUUUCCAAUGCGACUGCGAGCCAGGAUACGAAGGUGAUCUCUGUCAGACGGAUAUCAAUGAAUGCAGCAGUAAUCCAUGUCUAAACGGUGCCUAUUGCAUUGAUGAUAUUGAUGGAUUUACAUGUUCCUGUCCUGAUGGUUACUAUGGAUUGACAUGCGAAGUUGACCAUGAUGAAUGUGCCAGUGCUCCCUGUCUUCAUGGUGGCACUUGUAUUGAUAUCGUCGAUGGAUUUUAUUGUCGGUGUACACGGGGUUUCGGAGGAAGGGUUUGUGAGGAGGACCUUGAUGAAUGCAGUAGCUCACCAUGCAUGAACAACGGGAUAUGCGAGGAUAUGAUUGCAGGUUUCACAUGUCAUUGUCCAGAAGGUUUUGAAGGGGAAUUGUGUGAAGUUGACAUCGACGAAUGUGCAAGUCUUCCCUGUUUCAACAAUGCUACCUGCGUCGAUGGAAACUCGUCUUAUUCAUGUGAAUGUCCGUUAGGAUUUAUGGGAGUCUUAUGCUCUGAACAGGCGACCCUUCCUCCAGUACCACUAUGUGCACAAGCUGUUUGCAAGAACGGUGGUUCCUGCAUCCAACAAGAAAACCAAGAAAGAUGCGUUUGUGUACAAGGUUUUACUGGACCUCAUUGCCAGGUUAUCUCGAGAGGACCGUGUUUUCCAUCGCCCUGUUUGAAUGGAGUCUGUGUUCCUGGAGAAGACAAUACCACGGAAUCACGAAGAUGCAUCUGCAGUGAUAAAUUCCUCGGCGAGUUUUGUGACGUUGAUCCAGUGAGGGACAUUUAUUCCAUUACGAUAGCUGAACACACCAAACCAUCUGCUGAUCUUCAAGCACACUUCUCCAAACUUCUCAAAUCAAGUCUGGACAUUCGAGAUCCUGAGAGUCUUCAGAUUGUCUUCCAGAAAGCUCAGUACGGGGAAUCACAACUUACCGGUCUUGCCUAUACAGCCAUCGAGUUCUACGCACGCGCAGAUAAUAAUGUGCUGACAAGAUCACAACUCACCUCUGCGAUUAAUUCCCGCUCAAACCAGGAAAUUGGUGCGAUACUCAAGCCCUAUAGGUUAUUUAUCGAAACUCCACUGGCACACGUCACAUCGAGAGAAAAUAAGCAAUGGAUGUCAAAGAACUGGUUUGUCUUCUGCAUCAUUGCUCUGCUUAUUCUUAUUGCACUGAUCCUGUUCGCAUAUCUUUACAAGAAAAGGAGAAAACAAUCGGAAGCCUACGAGCAUACUGAGUUGGAUCGCGAAGUCACACGGUUCAUCAACCCAGCGUUCGGUUCACCCCCAAAUAACGUGCCACCCAGAGUAGAGGGCGCACUACCGGUGACAGAAGCAACAGAGAGUUUUGCUUCGUGGGAAGCCAACUUUUCAAAUGCAAACAUGGGCACAUUCAAAGGUCCUCCUGAAUCGGAUUCCGAACUAUGAUCGACUUGAUUCAUUGCAUAAAACCUUUAAAUACUCUCAUAUAACUCUAUUCAGUGGAAAACUUUGGAUAAAGUAUCAAAGUGAAAAUCAAAAUAGAAAUGGAGAAAGGACUAGGGAGUUUUACCGGGGGAGUGAGGGAGGAACCUCCCCCUGAAACGACCAAGAACCGAUGAACAUCCUUGCUGUCAACAAACCUUUACCUGGGAUUGAAUUGAUGCAAUGAAAACAUUUCUUCUGAAGAUGAAAAUGGGGAAAAUGAAUAUUUAGAAAAGGAAUGGAGAAAUGAAACAUCUUAUAGAUACUACCGCAUGACUUAUACUAUAUAGAUUAAAGUGUAUUGAGAGGGGCGCAAUGCAUUCAUCUUUCCUCAAUCAAAAUACAGGUUAUGAUGGUGACGAUGGCGUUGAUGAUGAUGAUAAUGAUUACGAUGAUCAGUGGCGUACCGUGGGUCACAGCAUUGGGGGGGCACCAGCAAAAAUUUUAAGUCACUUAGUGAGCGCGCGAAGCGCGCUCAGAUGUCAGGUAUACUGAUAGAGACAUUUUAAGGAAGCACUUGUAGUCAUUUGUAAUCAUGAAUAAAAAAAAUACGCAUCUCAUCAAUCAAAUAAUGCGAGCGCGAAGCGCGAGCUGAAAAUUUUUGAUAUUCAGACCUAAAAAGGGACAUUAUAAUCGAAUUUGUAAUCACGAUACGUACCUGUCUCGCUAAACAAUGCGAGCGCGAAGCGCGAGCCGAAAUUUUUGUAUACAUUGACCCCAAACAGGGAGAUCUUAAGGACUAUAUUAUAGGAAUAAUCCCUUAAUAGUAUACAUAUCUCACCGUGGUCAUCUAAUACCAAUACCAAGUGCUUGCUGAAUUUGAUAGAAUUACAUUUAAACACUUAUGAAGCACUUGUACUCAUUGUAAUCAUGAAUAACAUACGCAUCUCACUAAUCAAAUAUUGCGAGCGCGAAGCGCGAGCUGAAAAUUUAGGAAAUUUAGACCUGAAGAGGGGCAUUCUAUAGCUUGUUUGUAGGAAUUCACUAAGACCAUACGUAUUUAACUAACCAAAUGAUGCGAGCGCGAAGCGCGAGCUGAAAAAUUUUGAUAUUCAGAUCAGAAAAAGGGACAUUUUAAGGACUGAUUUUAGGAAUUCACGGAGAGCAGACAUAUCUCACCAAUCCACUGAUGCGAACGUAAUCACGGACAGGAAAUAUUUUAUAUUAAGACCUUAACAUGGGGCAAUCACUUUAAGUAGUCAUGAAAAAGAAGCAUAUGUCACUGCAUAAAACAAUAAUAUAUUUGGUUUAUAUUGACUUGAAACGGGAGUUUUUCGUACAACAGGUUUAUAUAUCUCUUUAAACAGACAAUGCGAGCACCAGGAACAAUGACAUCAUAGGCCCUGAGCAAAUAAAGUUUCAUAAAGUUAGGAUAAUUUUUUUUUCUAUGUAACAUAACAUGAUUAUAAUAUCAUAUACCAUUAUAAUGAAUAAUAAUUUCUUCUUUCCCACUACGUUCCUCUUCCUUUCUCCCUCUGUUUCUCCUUUUCCCCGUUUUUUUUUUUUUUUUUUUUUUUUUUGUCAGCCGAUUGGGGGGGCACGUGCCCCCCCAUGCCCCCCCGUAGUUACGCCACUGACGAUGAUGGUGGUGGUGGUGACGAAGAUGAUGAUUUUUACGGCGAUGAUGAAUAUGAAAUAAAGACAAUAGAGUUGGUAGAGAAUAAAGGACUACGGGACGAAAAUAAGGCCUUUUGAAUAUCACCAAGCGCUUACUGAACUAAAUAGCAAUUCAUGUAAUAAAAAUAGAAUAAAAUAUCACUGACUUGAGGUAUUGCAAGAUACAUUGUGGAUUAAUGUCAUCAAAUAAAACCAUGUUCAGUUUUGAAAAAAAUACUAAUAAAUAAUGUGCAAUACUUUUCACGAACAAGCAUCAUUAUGUUUAUUCCGAUUUUGUAAAAUAUACCCUAUUGAUAGCCCCUCUUAUAUCAACAGUAAAAUCACUUGCUUGGUUUCGAUUGCGAAAGUUACAAGUUUGAGAUCUGCAUUUUCUUGUCAUGACAUGAAUUUGUCAGAAGGUGAGUGUGGAGCAUAUUAUGUUGAUAUUAUGUUGCUAUCAUUCACUUGCUGUAAAUAUUGAUAACGGGGUGAUCAAGCCAAGGCAUAAUGGUCUCAUUGUCGUUAAUUUUAAUAUUUGUCAAAGAACUACUUACAUUAGUGUCCAACGUACUAACUUAGAUGUGAUUGCAUCGCAGAUUGAAGUGUAUUUUGUAAAAAUAUAUAUGGACCUAUUCAAAUGCUUAUCACCAUGAGCACCCAUCGUUUUAUUUUACUCUGUUUACGUUUCGUUGACAAAAUAGGAAAUUUUAUGAGGUGAAUCUGCUGAUAUUCCGUAGACUUAAAAAAAUGAAUGAUAGAACAAUAACAUUUAUUGCUAAAGUUUUACUGAUCGUGAGGUGAGUGAUUAGUCACAUUGAUCUUUGUCGUAUUUAUCAAGAAAUUACCUGGAUAAACACGUAGACCUGGUUGUAAUAAUAUUGUCAUUAAGAUAAUAAAGCAUCGCACUGAUAUUAGUUAACACAACAAGUAGAUGAUGUGCUUUGAUCACGAUUAUAAAUGUACAUUAUAUAAUAAGUUAACAUAUUUUUGAACCAUGGCUAUGUUAUUGUACAAAUGAAAUUAAAGAAAAUGCGAACCAUCA
Messenger RNA from Lytechinus pictus (painted urchin), 6343 nucleotides. RefSeq names its product fibropellin-1-like. Gene Ontology annotation, biological process: cell communication; Notch signaling pathway; axon guidance. The record is from RefSeq and is a predicted model, not a curated record. Bases 1 to 3669 code for a protein of 1222 amino acids. Gene Ontology annotation, cellular component: signaling receptor complex; plasma membrane; cell surface. The transcript has 12 exons. Gene Ontology annotation, molecular function: calcium ion binding. NCBI's taxonomy places the organism in Eukaryota, Metazoa, Echinodermata, Echinoidea, Temnopleuroida, Toxopneustidae.